This is a messenger RNA of Pseudopodoces humilis (Tibetan ground-tit), 1198 nucleotides long. The record is from RefSeq and is a predicted model, not a curated record. NCBI's taxonomy places the organism in Eukaryota, Metazoa, Chordata, Aves, Passeriformes, Paridae.
GUGACCAUCAGAAAACCAUUUUUCCCUGUGAAGGUGACUGGCACUGGUCAUCCCUGGUGCCCAGAAAGGUUGUGGUUGUGGUCUUUCCAUCCUUGGGGUGUCAUCCUGCACUACUGGCUCUGGUGUCCCUGCUUGAGCAGAGGGAUGGACCAGUGUCUGGAGGCAGAAGUCAGCCCUGAAAUGUGGUGGUUCCAGCAAGGCCUCUCGUUCCUGCCCGUGGCGCUGGUGGUGUGGUCAGCAGCAUCGUUUGUGUUUUCCUACAUCACUGCAAUUGUCCUGCACCACGUUGACCCUUUGGUGCCCUACAUCAGUGAUACAGGGACAAUACCACCUGAAAGAUGCUUAUUUGGGAUCAUGUUAAAUGUUUCAACCUUCUUGGGGAUGGCCACCAUGUACAUCCGGUACAAACAAGUGUCUGCCCUGAGCCCAGGAAAUCCCAGGAUCCUCAGGCUGAAUAAGCUGGGCCUCACGCUGGGAUGGAUGAGCUGCUUUGGACUCUGCAUUAUUGCCAAUUUCCAGAAAUGCAUCCUGUACUACAUCCACGUGCUGGGAGCCUGCCUGACCUUUGGGGUGGGCUCCGUUUACAUGCUGGUUCAGACCGUCCUGUCCUACCUGAUGCAGCCAGAACUUCACAGCAAAGACAUCUUCUGGGCCCGCCUGGCGGUGUUCCUGUGGAGCUGCUCCAGCAUCCUGAGCAUGUUUGUGUCCUCGGUUGUGCUGUACAGUGGCCUUUAUGGACAGAACCUGGUGCAGAAGCUGCACUGGAAGCCCCAGGAAAGAGGCUACACCCCCCACAUCAUCAGCACAGUCUCUGAGUGGUCGCUGGCAUUCUCCUUCCUCAGCUUUUUCCUCACCUACAUCCGUGACUUCCAGAAAAUCUCCCUGCAAGCCAUGGUCAGCCUGCAGGGCCAGACCCUGCACGAGAGCCCAGGGAGCUUCAGGGCAGAGGAGCAGGCAGUGCUCAUAGCAGGGAGCAUCUGAUAGAUGAAGAGAACUCAGGAAUUUAAUAGCAAUAACAGCUGUUAUUUCUAAACAUUUAUUUUAUAUUUUAAAAAGUAUGAAGUGAUUGUCUUGUACUUCAUAUCAAGGGCUUUGCUAUUAACCCACAGAAAUGCAAAUGUUACCGGUACUGUGAAUGAGUCUGUGACAUUUCUACAUUUUCCAAUGUCAUGAAGGAUUAAAUGAAGGUUAUUAAUGA